AUGUUUGAUUCUAAUGGUGAUGGAGCGAUAAAUUUCAAUGAGUUCCAGGCCCUGUGGCAGUAUAUAAAUGACUGGACAAACUGUUUCCGUGGUUUUGAUCUCGAUAAUAGCGGCAAUAUCGAUAAAUCAGAACUUCAGAAUGCUUUGACCCGAUUUGGAUACCGCCUAUCUGAUCAAUUCUAUAAUAUAUUAAUGAUGAAAUUCGAUCGAACCCAUACUGGACAUGUCAAUUUUGAUGAUUUUAUCCAAUUGUGUGUGGUAUUGCAGACCCUAACUGCUGCCUUCAGGUCAGUGAAAGAGAGAUUGUACCCAGCAGCCAAAGGAUACUCUCUAGAAGAACAUCAUCCCAGAGCCUCAAUAAACAUCUACCUUUCAAAAAAAAAUGCCAAGUUAACAAACUUACAAUACCCCCUUAACAUCUGUUUCUGUCUCUUUGAACUUUAG
Molecule: messenger RNA, 444 nt
Organism: Haemonchus placei
Lineage: Eukaryota; Metazoa; Nematoda; Chromadorea; Rhabditida; Trichostrongylidae
Source: the annotation of a GenBank genome assembly